AGCCCUCCUCGUCCAAAAAGAGACAGUCCGUUUAUACUGAACGUGAAUUGCACAUUUUUGUGCUGAACAUUUUUGCUCGUUUUUAGGGAAACCAAAUAAACUCCAAAAUGUCUAUUAUGUCAUAUAACGGCUCGGCCGUUGUGGCCAUGAUAGGUAAAGACUGUGUUGGGAUAGCGUCAGAUAGGCGGUUUGGUGUCCAAGCUCAGACUGUCUCAAUGAACGCACAGAAGAUCUUUACGAUGGGACCAAGGCUCUAUCUGGGUCUCUCUGGGCUGGCUACCGAUAUAACAACAGUAUCCAACAGAUUAAAGUUCCGACUGAAUCUCUACACAUUGCGAGAAAAUAGGGACGUGAAACCAGAGACGUUCAUGAGUAUGGUAUCAAACCUACUGUACGAAAGAAGGUUUGGGCCAUACUUUAUUGAGCCUGUGAUUGCUGGUCUGGAUCCCAAGACCUACAAGCCUUUCAUCUGUAAUCUGGAUCUUAUUGGAUGUCCCAUGUUCACUGAUGACUUUGUAGUAGCAGGAACAUGUACAGAGCAGCUCUACGGCAUGUGUGAAUCCGUCUGGGUUCCAGACCUUGCACCUGAUGAUUUAUUUGAGACCCUGUCACAAGGUCUUCUGAAUGCUGUAGACAGGGAUGCACUAGCAGGAUGGGGAGUUGUAGUACACAUUAUAGAGAAAGACAAAGUGACAACACGAGAGGUUAAAGCCAGGAUGGACUAGCAUUCCUAUCAUCUUAUUGUUUCUUACAUAUACAUGUACAUAUAUUUGUUCUUGUUUUUGUUUAUUCA
Strongylocentrotus purpuratus (purple sea urchin) is the source of this 793-nucleotide messenger RNA. RefSeq names its product proteasome subunit beta type-3-like. Gene Ontology annotation, cellular component: proteasome core complex, beta-subunit complex; proteasome core complex. The record is from RefSeq and is a predicted model, not a curated record. The transcript has 6 exons. Gene Ontology annotation, biological process: proteasome-mediated ubiquitin-dependent protein catabolic process. Bases 108 to 725 code for a protein of 205 amino acids. Lineage: Eukaryota; Metazoa; Echinodermata; Echinoidea; Camarodonta; Strongylocentrotidae.